This is a messenger RNA of Cyclopterus lumpus (lumpfish), 5032 nucleotides long. Its product is annotated as xin actin-binding repeat-containing protein 1. NCBI's taxonomy places the organism in Eukaryota, Metazoa, Chordata, Actinopteri, Perciformes, Cyclopteridae. The record is from RefSeq and is a predicted model, not a curated record. Gene Ontology annotation, cellular component: stress fiber; focal adhesion. The transcript has 4 exons. Gene Ontology annotation, biological process: actin cytoskeleton organization; actin filament organization. The coding region runs from base 35 to 5032 and encodes 1665 amino acids. Gene Ontology annotation, molecular function: actin filament binding.
CUCUCUCUCUCUCUAGGUGGUGAAUCAGACCCAGAUGGAGAGGAGAAAAACAAUAGGGGGUAUUGAUUUUGAAACAAUUGCAGCCUCUCAAGCUGAUGAAAAGAGGAGGUCAAUUGCAGAUUUCAGAGACAGCUCCUUCAACCAAACCAAAGAGAAACUGUGUGUCUCAGUCAAAGCUAUGUCCGCUCUCUAUCUGUCAAAGGCGGUACCUCAGGAUUCAACACGCAGCCUUUCAAAACCGGCCCAAGGUCAGUCCUCUGAAUCUGGGAAAAGAAUCAAUCUAACCAAGACAAAUAACUCAAUGAUGAGAAUGUUAAUCUGCUCUUCUAAGAUGGCCGAAGAAUCCCAACAAAGGAAAGACGGUCUCCCUGCACCUCCUCCAGCCAGUCAUAAGCCAAGACCAGAAGGCAUCUCUGAGGCACGUUCCCCACAGCCCAUGCCAUUCCAACUUUCCAAAGAAAAGCUACACCAACAGCGGCAGAAAUGUGAGCUGAGAAGGCUCAUGAAGCACACUCACCCAGAGCUGAAGAUGUUAGAUGAAGUUGUGGAUGAGGAGCUUGCUGAGGUUUUGAGCUCGGAGACUGGGGUGACAGCUGGCGAAACCGUAUACGGGGUAGAGGUCCUUUCAAGAUGCUUGAUAUUUGAGAACUGUGCCCUGAGUAACAAAGUAUCUCCUUCCACCCCCAAGAUGCACAAGGUGAUGGGGAAAGCGGAAAGAGACGAUGUCACUAAAACAUCUGUUGUGUUUGAGGAGCAUGAAGAGAAGCCAUGUAAUGAAAGUGAUGAAGGGAUCAUGGAGGAUGACAAAAGGCGUGGGUCUAGUCCAGAUCCUAAAAGAGAGUGUGAUGAGAAAAUGAUAAGAAUAGAUGUUCAGGCUACCAAAAAGAUAUUUGAGAGUCAAACUGUGGACACAUCCACAGUAAGUCCAGAUAAUAAGUUCCAGGGGAAAGUUUCUAUUUCCGGGGAUGAGACAGGGGCAGUCCUAAAACGAAAACAGGAGUUUGAAAUGUGUAGCAAAUAUAAUUUACACAGUAAAAACCAAAGCAAUGCAUGUCCGAAAAGUCUUGAUUUGACAAAUCAGCCCAAUAAACAGGGCCCAUGUGUUCAUAUCGUUGGUCAAGGCACUGACCAUGAGUUUUCACUUAGGGAAGAUGUUUCUCCUGGGGAAACAGUCUUUGAGGGUGAGCCUACGAGCAAUCUUGAUCCAGAAGGGUUCGGGGAAAAAAUCAAAACGAGUGCAGCUCUUUUCCAAAACAACCCAUUUAUACCAACAAACAUAGAAAGAGAGCAUUGCUUUAUGAAUACAUCAACAUCACAAAGCCCAGCAGGAGAGAGUGGGGCAGCUCAGGACUAUGUGAUAACUAACGUCAAGAACAGAACCCACUUGUUUGAAUCAAUGCCAUUUGACAAAAUUGGGCAUCAGAGCAAGGACGACAUUGAGACGAUGGUGGAGAACAUCAAGGAAAUACUGAAUUCCCUUCAUCAUGGCAAUGCCAUACAUUCAGAUGGCUCAAUCAUUGAGGUAAAUGAGACAAUGAUAGCCAAAAAGGCCAAAUUCACACUGUCAGAGAGUGGGCCCAAGAUCAAAUACGACGAGGUGGCUGAAGGUGGUGCACAAAACUUCAUCCUCCAGUUGCUACCACGGGCAAACCUAAAGCCUCAGAUCACGUACCUAAAGGAGGAUAGUAAAGGAAGUAUGAAGGCCACAGUAGUCAAUGUACUCAUACACCAGCAUCACUUCCCUACCAACCAAGACACAGAGUUUAAAACUGUCAAUGUGGUUCAGCUUGUUGAGGAUAUUCUCAAUCAAGAUAACUCUCUGCGGAAAGGAGUAGUUAUCCAAGAGGAUGUGGACAGAUGUCCUGAAGUCAUUGUUUACUCUCUCUACAAUUACUAUGAUGAGGAAGAUGUGAAAAGUUAUUAUCCUCAACAAGGUGCAGAGUAUGAUGAACCAGAGCCAGAAAGAGGUGAUGUGAAUACCACAGACAAUAAAGAACUAAGAAAGGGGGUCAUUAAAUCAACCAUAAGCUGCCUUCUGGAAACUCCUAAAGAACAAACUUGCCAUGAAUCCAUACGGCCUGAAAUCACAGUAAAAGGGAAUGUAAAACUGUUCAGGAGUUGUAUUGAAAAGGGAGAUUUGGAGUAUUUGAAAACUCUUCAGGCUGAGCCAACAGAACAAGAACUCCCUCCAAACCCAAAUGUGGUUGGACAAGGAAUAGAGCUUCAUCAUGAACAGAGCGGUGAUCAAGCAGAGGAGAAUUCAGAAUGGGUCCCAGUGGAUGUUCAGAGACUGAGAAACAUUUUCUCUGGAGAUCAAAGACCAACCCAACCAAAGCAAAAUACAUGUGAAAACUGUGCCCAAUCUGCCUCUAUUUAUUGUGCAUUCACAGGUCAGAAUGUGCCACAGGGACCAUAUCUGCAUAUUAAGACACAGGACACUGGCAGGGUGCACCAGGCUGAAUUCGUUGAGGUGGUACAUGACAAUGACAAGAUAUCUAACCUCCAAACUGCAAUACAUUGCCUCCAACAGGCCACAUCUUUGAAACACCCAUCACAAGAAAAACAUGAAUUCCUUAUUCAAGAGCCUGUUGUCUCAGUUACAGCAGAUGUCAUACAAACAGAAGAAUACAAAAAAAAUAAUUACGACCAGAGAAAGGACCCGUGCACUGAGCCAACGUGGGAUGAAUUCCCAUCAAUCUCCAACAUCACCUCAGAACAUAAAUCACAUCACCAACAUGAGAAUACAGAGACAAGCCGUAGAGACACUCAUUGUGAAGCAGUAACAACUACUGAGACAUGCAGCAAAAUGGGUGAAAAAGGCUCAGAUGUGGUCCAGAAACAUCCCUUUCAAGUUGCGGUGGUGUCUAGUCCAGAAACCACCGCUGCAGAGCAAGAGGAUGAGGAAGUUGUUUUCCAGGGUAAACUUCAAGCAGCUUUGGAUUCCCUAGAGAAAUCCAACAUCAACGUCAGUAAAGGAGACUUCAGAGCAGCUAUGAUUUAUAGAAAUGUGUCCAAACCUCACAAAGAAAGAUUAGAAUAUGUGGACGCAGUGUCUGCUCAAAAGCCCACUAAGGAGGAGUUUUGUCCUGUGACUGAAUCUAAAUCAACUCAAGCGCCACUGAGACAAAAGGUCUCCAAAGAGCACGUGACUGCAGAGCCCCCAAGUCAAAGUGAAACCCCAAAUAAACUGGUUACAAUUGCUGUCUCAGAGAAAAGCAGAGGGCCUUUUGGUCCAAAGCCUAACAUCCCACCUAAGCCGGAGCAUUUGAAAGUAAAACAAAGAGAGAGUCAACCAACCAACACAAAGAAUCCAGAGACAACCCAAACUACUACUAUGAAACCUGAAGACACAGUUCCUCAAACAUUGCCAAUGACAUCAAUGUCAUGUAAGGAUGAACAGAAGCAAGGCCAGUUCAAAAUUAACACUGGUGCAGACUCAGGGCCUGAUUUAGUGGAUCAUCAGGGAAAUACGCUUUUUAGUGAAGCUAUACAUAGAUCUUCAGUCGAUGUCUUAGAAAGUGAUAAUGAUAAUAAUAGCAUUAAGUUACAACAGGAUUUAAAUGCCAAAGCAGAAAAGAAAAGUGCCCAGGACCUCCCAAACAAAGACGAUAUGAAGGAAACAGAUGAAAGCCAUGUAGAUUUUCAUGAAGCAUGUAAGAAAUUUGGAGGUAAAAAGACAUGUUCAGCAAAGAAUGCUCCCGUAAUGCCAAAAAGAGUUAAAAUUGCUCAGCUUGACAACAAAAAAACCCAAAAUAUGUCUGGAGAUAAUUCCUCAUUUCUCCCAUAUGGGGUUGAGGAACCUCAACAAACUCUAACGGGUCCAUCAGCCAAUAACCCAAACACCUGUGGGCAAACUGCUGACAGCAAAGACACACUCAAGAAAGAAAUUAAACACAAAAGCAAAGUUGAAAUGAGGGGAAAAAAAGGCCGAACGGAGACAGAGGACGAACGCCGACAGCGGCUGUCAGUUCACAUGGAUGAAAUCAUGAGAGGGAACAUCACAGCAGCCAUGGUAAUUGUGGACAACUUGCGAAAGCAGGAGGAACUGCACAGCAUUCUCAGUCGAGUUAAAGAAAUUGAACAGGACACAAGUGAGGUUGAUGUAAGGUCUCUGAAGGGAGUCUUCGAGAAUGUCCCUGACUGGGUUGUCAGCUCAGACCAAAUCAAACAAAAGAAGGCAAAAGUAGAAAACCAAGAAGAGAGGUUGCCACUCGAGAAAGACAGCACUGAGAGCAAGUCUUCAAUGGCACAUGUUUUUGGAGAUCUUGAGCGAGCCAGUGAGGAAAUCAUGAAUCUAAAAGAACAGACUUUAGCCAGACUUGUAGACAUAGAGGAAGCAAUAAAGAAGGCUCUUUAUUCCGUCUCUACCCUGAAAUCGGACUCAGAUAUUGCUGGAUUAUCAUGCCUGUUCAAAGAGUCCCUAGAGACCGAGCAAGGCUCCCCACCCUCUUGUAGUAUUAGCAAAAUUAGCAUUGGGUCAAGCCAAACUAAAUCAUUGCAGACACAGGAAAGCCCCAAAGCUCAGGCGGGCGUUGCUCCACCAGCUAGCCAGAGGGCAAGACUUGAAGUAGCACCUGCAAAACAACGAGCAAGUCCUCCAUCUUCUCCCGCCUUCAUCUCCAUCCAGUCGGCCGCUAGAAAGACCGAUAAAUCCGAGUUGCUUCCUCCAGAGACCACAAUCUGCUCGACAUGUCAGAACAGCCCAAAAUCAGAGGAGAAAUUCCAGACCACUAAAACCCUGACGUGCAACAGUUCCGCUCAAACCAGGAAAAGGGAGCCACGAAAAGGAGGUCAAAAACAAUCGACCCACAACCCGAAAAGAGAGCUCAGUGUACUGGAGGUGCAGACUGACAGUGAGGGGAACAGUAUUAUGGGCACCAAAACAGUCACGGAGAACUAUGAGAAGACCGACAACUCUGAAAAACAGUUUUAUUCUUCCAAAACCUCCACUGUUGUCACUGGUCAGCCAGAAGCGACAACACCCCAGAUCAAGCUCCCAGAAGUUCAGCUGCCCAUCAAUCAGAACCCGUAA